This is a messenger RNA of Schistocerca serialis cubense, 2947 nucleotides long. RefSeq names its product facilitated trehalose transporter Tret1-2 homolog. NCBI's taxonomy places the organism in Eukaryota, Metazoa, Arthropoda, Insecta, Orthoptera, Acrididae. Gene Ontology annotation, cellular component: membrane. Gene Ontology annotation, molecular function: transmembrane transporter activity. Gene Ontology annotation, biological process: transmembrane transport. The transcript has 6 exons. The coding region runs from base 129 to 1682 and encodes 517 amino acids. The record is from RefSeq and is a predicted model, not a curated record.
CUUGCCCGACGUGGUGUGCGGACCGGCUCGACACCUGCUUGCGAAGGAACUAUAAACAACGCCCGAUUUAGCGUUACUGUACUUAAGCAGCUGCAGGAAGCCACCUUCCGGCUAAGGAGCUAAAGCCAAUGAGAACACACGCAAAGAAAUGGUGCAGCGUCGCUGACGACUGGGGAGUAAACGGCAUCUUCAGGACGACCGCUUCAGGAUGGCCCUCUCUCGGCCCGGUGUCCAGCGGGAAGGCGCCUGCAGGGGGGCCGAAAGAGGCCGACACGUGGAGGUCCACGUGGCCGCAGUUUCUGGCAGCGGCCGUAGUGAACCUGAACUCAUUCGCCGUGGGGACGCACUUCGCGUGGACGGCGAUGGCGCUGCCGCAGCUGAUGUCUGCAGAGAGCGGCCUCCGCGCCCAGCCGCUGACGGCGGACCAGGCAUCAUGGGUGGCGUCGCUGCUGACGCUCGGCGGUCUCUGUGUGCUGCCCCUGUUUGCCGCACUCAGCUCGCACGUCGACCGCAAGACACUCGGAUACCUCGCCGCGCCGCUACAGCUUGCGGCGUGCGUCGUUCUCAUUUCGUCCACCGAGGUCGCAGCUCUCUAUACCGCUAGGUUUCUGGCGAGCGUGCACGGCACGUGCGCAGUACUGUUGGUGACGCUUUACGUGGGCGAGACUGCGAGCGACGGGGCGCGCGGCGCGCUCGGCUGCGUGCUGUCGCUACUCUGCAACUGCGGCAUACUUUGCGGCUACGUGCUGGGUGCCUGCCUGUCCUACCGCGCCGUCCUCUACGCCAACAUGGCGCCGCUCCUCCUGUACGUCAUCUGCUUCCCCUUCGUGCCUGAAACGCCGUACAGGCUGGCCAGCACCGGCCGCCAUCAGGACGCCAGAAAGGCGCUGCGGUGGCUCCGUCGCGGCAUCUCCGACGAGGAGGUGGAGCGCCAGAUGGCGUGCAUCCAGACCUCGCUGGAGACAGGCGGCUCCAACCAGGGCGGCGGCGACCGCCGGCCACUGUGCGAACUCCUGCGUUGCCGGGCCACACUCGUGGCCGUCGCCAUCGUCCUGCUGCUGUUCCUCAACCAGCAGUUCUGCGGCACCCUCUGCGUCAACAGCUACGCAGUCUUCAUCUUCGACGAAGCUGGCGGCUCCCUGUCACCUGAGGUCGCAACCAUCAUCCUAGGCGUACUGCAGGUGGUUGGCGGCUUGCUGUCGGCGCCGCUGGUGGACCGCAUGGGUCGUCGCCCGACGCUGUUCCUCUCCAAUGCGGCCGUCGGCGCCUCAGUGGCGGUCAUGGGCGUGUACCUGUACCUCAAGGCGGAGACCCAGGCGGACCUGUCGAGCAUCGGCUGGCUGCCCGUCUCGUGCCUCUCAGUCUACGUGGUGAUGGUGGCCUUUGGACUGGCCGCACUGCCGUACGUCGUGAUUGCCGAGAUUGUGCCUCCGAGAAUUAGAGGCUUAAUUGCCACCUGCGGCUACUUCGUCAUCUGCUUCACUGGUGGCACCAUGGCCAAGCUGUACCCACUCAUGUCGGAAAGCAUGGGGACCUACGGUACCUUCUGGUUCUUCGCUGCCGUGUGCGCCCUCUCCACCCUUAUUGCGUGGUUCGUAUUGCCAGAAACAAAGGGUCGUCCCAUCGAGGACAUCCUCAGGGAGCUCAACGGUGGCAAGGAUGUCUAUAUCAGCAGUACUUAGUGAUCUACCGACCUCGCAAAUUGCUCCUUUUGCCCAUUACACUGUGUAACAUCAUAGAUCAGGCUCGUCUAAACUGUGCCCCUGGGGCGCUAACGCGCGGCCAACGCCCCGGGCGAAUUCGUAUGUUGCUGCAGUGGCCGAGCCAUGCCGCUUAACUGGCCGUGUGGACUGUCCGAACGCCAGCCGAUAGAUAUAUUUGUUCGCCCGUUUUCCCUUCGGGCAGACGACGUCUCACAAGUGCUUCAACUAGAGCUGAUUGUCCUACAGUGCCAUAUCCGCCUGAAGGACCGCUUUAUUAUGUGUAAAACUUUGGAUGACUUUUACAGCUGUCUUCCACAAGAGAAAUAUCCUCUUUCGCACAAGCACGCGGCCAAAGUUCUCAAUGUUUGGUUCCACGUAUAUUUGUGGGCGCUUUUUCGCUUUUUUAAAGCUUACUAAAACUAAGAACUUUUCAUUCCUUGGCGAUAAAAAUUUGACCAAUUCUUUGAAGUUAGCAGUCUCACGGAAUAUUGUACCAAGCCUAGACAAAAUCGUUUCCUCGAAAAAGAAAAACGUAUAAAAUGUUAAUUCUCUUCUUUAACAAUGUUGACUGUAAGAAUUAAAGAGCUUUAUAACCUCAAUUCUAUUUUAAUAAGUUUUCAAACUUGGUCAGUUAAAAUUAUUACGUACAAAACAGCAAACUAAUGAUCCGAUUUCUAAACUCUGAAAAGGGAUACAAAAAAUUGUAGCACGAAGUAUAACAAAAAAUACUUACUUGUAACUACUAACGGUAAGAAUGAGACUCUACAUCCCUUACAUAAAAUUAAUUCUAAAAUAGAAUAUUUUGUUUACGUUUGAUCUGACCGCGGGACAGUCCAGCGCAGAGCAGUGCUGUGUGGUCUCACUUGCUCUGCAGCCUUCUCUCUCUCUCUCUCUCUCUCUCUCUCUCUCGCUCCUAUGGCGACACUAGCGACACACGGUCGCGGACGGGGCGCUGAACUACACUGACUUGCGCUCGCGGGGCGCAGGCGCGCCCGCCGGGCGCAAUUCUUGGAUGAGCCUAGUCAUAGAUUAAGGGUCGACCUGCGACAGCAAUCGCACUAACUUGCGUACGGGCCGCUAGACACCGCCGCGAGCGCUAAGAGUGCACUGCGAUCGCAGGCGCGCGUGUUGCGUAGGGAAGGCGAGGUGCCGCCACGAGCGCAACCGCAUAUAAGUGCCGAUGGAGUUCGGCCAGGUCUCAUUUUGUUGGCAUCUAAUUUUUCCUAUUCUCUUAUUUGAUUAGU